UGCGCACGUGCUGUCGUGCCGAUCGUUCUUAACCUCAAAAAAGCGGCCGUUCGAUGAGACGACCGAAAGAUUAUUAUAAAUACAAGGGGCAGAAACUGACGACAGAAAUAUUUUGCAGGAAUCAUUGAAUUUCGAUAAUGGCGAUGCAAGUUCCAGGUGACGUGGACGCUGAACAAAUUAAAUCUUUUCGAGAUUUUCUGACUUCGUACAACAAACUCUCGGAGAUAUGCUUCAUCGACUGCGUGACCGAUUUUACAACGCGAGACGUGAGAGCCAAGGAGGAGAAGUGUGCCCUCAACUGUAUGGAGAAAUAUCUGAAGAUGAAUCAGAGGGUGUCCCAACGUUUUCAAGAAUUUCAAAUAACCGCUAAUGAAAAUGUUAUGGCAGCUAAGAAGAAAGGUUAGGCAAAUGGACUCUUAUAAAGUUGUAAAUAAAAGUUGUGCGAUCUAUCAAAAUUUCUCUGCCAUCGUAUCACAAAAGGACUAUAGAGGGACACUACUUGUAAGUUCCUUACGACAGUGUUAAUUCGGUUAAAUUUUACACGCAGAUACCUAGUUCAAUAUUUCGCAGAAAUUUAUUGGAUAUAAAAAUGUCUUUUUAGUAUCUGAAAUAAAAUAUAAUUGUAUACUUUGCGAUACGUUACGACAUAAAAAAUUUGCACUAUGUAAAUUACGAAAGUAAGGUUAUUGAAUUUUACUGUACAUGUUAUAUAAGUAAACUUGUUUUAUUUAUCGUUCUA
Ooceraea biroi (clonal raider ant) is the source of this 739-nucleotide messenger RNA. RefSeq names its product translocase of inner membrane 9 (gene Tim9a). The record is from RefSeq and is a predicted model, not a curated record. Lineage: Eukaryota; Metazoa; Arthropoda; Insecta; Hymenoptera; Formicidae.